Ruditapes philippinarum (Manila clam) is the source of this 1026-nucleotide messenger RNA. Its product is annotated as zinc finger MYM-type protein 2-like. Lineage: Eukaryota; Metazoa; Mollusca; Bivalvia; Venerida; Veneridae. The transcript has 2 exons. The record is from RefSeq and is a predicted model, not a curated record. Bases 162 to 902 code for a protein of 246 amino acids.
UACCUCAUUUGCAUACGCCCUUCUAUAUUUAAUAUGACGUCACCCGGUCCAUAAACCGCAUACAGACCGGGGCCGGUCCAUAAUUCUUAUGAAGACCGUUUAAACGUAACUUUCACGAAGUGCAAAUUUCACGACGACACAAACAGACGAUAACUGUCAAAAUGGCCAAGGCUACCCGAUUCGCAUCAUUAUCUGAGACCGAUUUAGUUAAACUCAGUGAAUCUAAGGAUUCGAAAAACACAAAAGCAGCAACAAAACAUUCAGUAAAGCUGUUCAGGACAUAUCUGGCUGAAAAAGGCCACGAUUCUUCCUUUGAAACUUACACGAACGGGGUUCUGAACAGUCGACUGCGUUUGUUCUACGCCGAGGUUCGAAAUGCGUCUGGAGAACGAUAUAAGAGGACAUCCCUGAUUGCAAUACGAAGUGGAAUAUGCAGGUACUUGUGUCAAUCUAACAACAUCGACAUAACUCGAGAUGUGGACUUUAAAGAAGCCAACGACAUGUUUGUUUGUAUGUGUAAAGAUACCUGCAAAACAGGUAAAGGAACUGUUGAUCACAAAGUGUCCAUCGAGAAAGCAGAUUUAGAGCGUUUAUACAGUUCCAGGAUGCUUGACACUACCACACCGUAUGGGCUUUUAAACAAAGUAUGGUUUGAAUUAUGUCUGUACUUUUGUAGGAGAGGGCGUGAAAACCAACGUGAGCUGAAACCAUCCAUGUUUAAUAUCAGAACAGAUGCCUUAGGCAAGCGGUAUGUCUGUCAGGUGGAUUCAGAAGUAUCCAAAAACCACCAAGGCAUUAAACAUAGUGAAAUUCAAGAUAAAAAUGUGAGAAUGUAUGAAACGGGUGGAAGAAUGUGUCCAGUAAAAAGCUUUGAGAAAUAUUUGUCAAAACUGAAUCCUUAAUGCAAAGCUCUGUUCCAGACACCAAGAGAGUCCUUCUUUGACUCAGACUCGAUCUGGUAUGAAAAUCGCCCACUUGGGAAAAACAAGUUAGGUACACGUAUGAAGGAACUAUCUGUUGGGGCCG